GCUUUGUAGUUUCUGCUCCCACUGAUCAUCAUCAUUGUUCGUUCACCUCACAAUCACAAAUUGACCUUUCCCCUCACGACAUAUUUUCUUGAUUUUUCCAUCUUGCAAGAACCUCUCUCCUCUCCUCUCCCUACCUGGUGUUCAUAUUUCGGCCUCUGCCCCUCUGGGUAUGGCGGAAUCGGUUGAACUGCCGGGUCGUCUCGCGAUUCUUCCUUUCCGGAACAAAGUCUUGUUGCCUGGUGCAAUUAUUCGAAUUCGAUGCACUUCGCCCAGCAGUGUGAAGCUGGUGGAGCAAGAGCUAUGGCAGAGGGAGGAGAAAGGGCUAAUUGGUAUCCUGCCGGUUAGAGAUGCUGCGGCGGAGACUCCGACCGCCGGUUUCAGCGCCACGGCGCCUCCAGGCGUGGAAAUUAGCACAGGAGAACGAGGCUCGAAACCUCAAGAGGAAGCAUCAGAUCCCCCCAAACAAUUUGCUAAAAAUCAACAGGAAGUUGUCCACUGGCAUAACAGAGGAGUUGCUGCGCGUGCGUUACAUCUGUCGAGAGGAGUUGAAAAACCAAGUGGAAGGGUCACCUAUAUUGUUGUCCUUGAAGGGUUGUGCAGAUUUAGUGUGCAGGAGCUGAGCACAAGGGGAACAUAUUACACAGCUCGGAUCACUUCAUUAGAUAUGACGAAAGUUGAGAUGGAUCAAGUGGAACAAGAUCCUGAUUUCAUAGCGUUAUCCAGAAAGUUCAAGGUCACAGCCACUGAACUAAUUUCUGUGCUUGAGCAGAAACAAAAAACAGGAGGGAGGACGAAAGUUCUCCUAGAGACAGUUCCCGUACAUAAAUUGGCUGAUAUCUUUGUCGCAAGCUUUGAAAUUAGCUUUGAAGAGCAGCUUUCCAUGUUAGAUGCUGUUGAUGUGAAAGCAAGGCUGUCAAAAGCGACCGAAUUGGUUGAUAGGCAUUUACAGUCAAUUCGUGUAGCUGAGAAGAUUACACAAAAAGUAGAAGGGCAGUUAUCCAAGUCACAGAAAGAGUUUCUCCUCCGUCAGCAGAUGAGGGCUAUAAAGGAGGAACUUGGUGAUAAUGAUGAUGAGGAGGAUGAUGUUGCUGCCCUAGAAAGGAAGAUGCAAGAUGCAGGGAUGCCAACUGAUAUCUGGAAACAUGCUCAGAGAGAAUUAAGGAGACUGAAAAAAAUGCAGCCUCAGCAACCUGGAUAUAACAGCUCUCGUGUAUACCUUGAACUUCUUGCUGACCUGCCCUGGGAAAAAGCCAGUGAAGAAAGGGAGUUGGACUUAAAGGCUGCGAAGGAGCGCCUGGACAUUGACCACUAUGGUCUAGUGAAGGUGAAGCAGCGGAUAAUUGAAUAUCUGGCUGUUCGUAAGCUCAAGCCGGAUGCAAGAGGUCCAGUUUUAUGUUUUGUUGGCCCACCAGGUGUUGGAAAGACUUCUUUAGCUUCGUCCAUUGCUGCUGCUUUGGGGAGAAAAUUUGUCAGGAUAUCCCUAGGUGGUGUAAAAGAUGAGGCGGAUAUUAGAGGGCAUAGGCGGACAUACAUCGGGAGCAUGCCUGGUCGCCUUAUUGAUGGACUGAAGAGAGUAGGUGUUUGCAAUCCAGUUAUGCUACUUGACGAGAUUGAUAAAACAGGUUCUGAUGUUCGGGGUGAUCCGGCAUCUGCGUUGCUUGAGGUCCUUGAUCCUGAGCAGAAUAAAACCUUUAAUGAUCAUUAUCUGAAUGUGCCAUUUGACCUUUCAAAGGUCAUUUUUGUGGCUACUGCAAAUAGAGUGCAGCCUAUUCCACCCCCACUGUUGGACAGGAUGGAAGUCAUUGAGCUGCCAGGAUAUACACCUGAGGAGAAACUCAGAAUAGCGAUGCAACAUUUAAUUCCACGGGUUCUUGAUCAGCAUGGCUUGAGCUCUGAUUUCCUUCAAAUUCCUGAGGGAAUGGUUAAACAUGUAAUUCAAAGAUAUACAAGAGAAGCUGGUGUGCGUAACCUGGAGAGAAACUUGGCUGCUCUGGCUCGUGCUGCAGCAGUAAGAGUUGCUGAACAAGAUAAUGCUGUGCCACUGAGCAAAGAUGUUCAGAGGCUAGCGUCACCGUUAUUAGAGGAAAAUAGACUAGCUGAAGAGGCAGAAGUGGAAAUGGAAGUUAUCCCUAUCAGUGUUAAUAACCAUGAUAUAUCAAAUGCCUUCAAGAUCAGCUCUCACUGCACUGUGGAUGAACCUAUGUUGGAGAAAGUUCUUGGUCCCCCUCGAUAUGAUGAUAAAGAAACUGCUGAGCGUGUUGCAACUCCUGGGGUAGCUGUCGGAUUGGUAUGGACAGCAUUUGGAGGGGAAGUUCAAUUUGUUGAGGCUACUGCAAUGGGAGGGAAGGGUGAUUUGCAUCUCACAGGUCAACUUGGGGAUGUUAUCAAGGAAUCGGCACAAAUAGCAAUGACUUGGGUAAGAGCAAGAGCAACAGAACUUAAUUUAGUUAGUGCUGAAAAGAGCAACCUCCUUGAAGGCCGAGAUAUUCAUGUACAUUUCCCUGCUGGGGCAGUGCCAAAGGAUGGACCGUCAGCUGGUGUGACUCUUGUUACGUCACUGGUUUCGCUCUUCAGUAAGAGAAGAGUUAGAGCAGAUACGGCAAUGACUGGGGAGAUGACUUUAAGGGGCUUAGUGUUACCAGUAGGUGGCAUAAAGGACAAGGUCUUAGCGGCCCAUCGCUAUGGAAUUAAGAGAGUUAUUCUACCAGAGAGAAACUUGAAGGACUUGUUAGAAGUACCAUCAGCAGUGCUCUCCAAUCUGGAGAUAUUAUUUGCAAAGCGAAUGGAGGAUGUCUUGGACCAGGCUUUCGAAGGGGGCUGCCCAUGGCGGCAACAUUCCAAGUUAUGACAGCCCCUUAUGAUACCUGAGAAGCAUGUACGGUUCCUCGUUUCGCUUCUGACCUACCACAACCUUGUAAAAAGUGAUCCCACAUGCUUUUGGUAUUAAGGCAAAGUUGCAAGUAGCAUCAUUUGUUGGUAAAUUGGACAUGGUUGGUGGUGCCUACUGCAGCCAUAUAAUCUCAAGAAUGUUUGUGAGAUUUCUUACCCUCUUUUACGUGUUGAUAUAUGCUAUGAUGAUUGUUUCUGUACUCUCCAUUGGAAGAGAGACAUUACCUGGGGGCCAUUUUCAUCCUUAGAACAAACUAAAAAUUUACAAGAAAUGCAUAUUGAGUAAUUUUAGAGAACAA
Andrographis paniculata is the source of this 3188-nucleotide messenger RNA. Its product is annotated as lon protease homolog 2, peroxisomal. Gene Ontology annotation, molecular function: serine-type endopeptidase activity; ATP-dependent peptidase activity; ATP hydrolysis activity. The record is from RefSeq and is a predicted model, not a curated record. The coding region runs from base 170 to 2848 and encodes 892 amino acids. Gene Ontology annotation, biological process: protein targeting to peroxisome; protein processing; protein quality control for misfolded or incompletely synthesized proteins. Lineage: Eukaryota; Viridiplantae; Streptophyta; Magnoliopsida; Lamiales; Acanthaceae. The transcript is spliced from 18 exons. Gene Ontology annotation, cellular component: peroxisomal matrix.